AUAAAUCACAGUAAGCGCAUCCUAAGCAACGGCGAUUCCAGCUCGGAUUUGUUCCAUUUUAUUAUUAAAAUAAUAUUUUUAGUGCUACUAUUAGUACUCCCUCAACUCUUUAUUCCACUCGUUUCAUUUCUUCUCAUUCUACACUCUAUCAACUAAACCACAUACCCAACUUCUUCAUCUUAUAAAAUAAACAAAUUAAACUUCUUUCAUUCAAAAACAAUACUACUUCUAAACAAUUUGUUCAUGCUAUAAUGGAUCCAUGUCCAUUUGCAAGGUUAAUAAUCGAGUCGUUAGCACUCCAGCUCCCAAUGGGGGCGAGAUCCUCAUCGGGAGCUGGAGUCCAUCCUAGUACGACUCCAUGUUUUUGUAAGAUCACAUUGAAGGGGUUUGCUUCGCAAACUGCCCUUCUACCUCUUUCCUCCAAUCCGUUGGAGUCUGCCACAAGCGCCUCAGGGUUUCAUUUAGACCCUGCGGCUCUUAGGCGUAUGUCAGGUAGGCCUGUUUCGCUUCGAGUAUCUGUGUACUCGGGGCGAAUGGGCCAGACUUGCGGAAUGAGCACUGGUAAGCUCUUAGGUCGAGUUAACCUAUGUGUUGACCUUAAAGGGGCCGAGGCGAAACCCAUUGUUUUCCAAUCCGGUUGGAUGAGGCUUGGAAGUGAGAAAAGGGUUGAGAAAAACAAAGGAGUUGAUCAUGCUAAGCUACAUUUGAUGGUCCGGUCUGAACCGGACCCUCGGUUCGUUUUCCAGUUUGGUGGUGAACCGGAGUGUAGCCCGGUUGUAUUUCAGAUCCAAGGAAACAUCAGCCAACCGGUUUUUAGCUGCAAAUUUAGCGCAGACCGAAACUCCCGCUCUCGCUCACUUCCAGCAAACUUUGCCAUAAGCAAUAACAAUAGCAAUAAGAAAUGGAUGGUGAGAUCUUUGUCCGGAGAGAAGGAUAAGCCAGUGAGGGAGCGAAAGGGGUGGAUGAUUAUGAUCUACGACCUCUCUGGAUCCCCGGUUGCAGCAGCAUCAGUCAUCACUCCUUUCGUCCCAUCUCCAGGGUCUGACCGAGUCUCUCGGUCAAACCCCGGUGCCUGGCUCAUCCUCCGACCCCACGGCUCCCACGUUAGUAGCUGGAAGCCAUGGGGCCGGCUUGAGGUAUGGCGUGAGAGAGGCCCAGUUGAUGGGCUAGGCUACAAGUUUGAGUUGGUCACUGAAAAUGGACCAACUCAAACUGGCAUUCCUAUUGCCGAGGCCACAAUGAGCAUCAAGAAGGGGGGACAAUUUUGCAUUGAUAAGCGCGAUUCCAACUUAGGAGAGGGGGUCAUGAGGUCACCGGUUCGAGGAUUCGUAAUGGGGUCCACGGUCCAAGGGGAAGGUAAAGUAAGCAAGCCAUUGGUCCAGGUUGGCAUGCAGCAUGUCACAUGCAUGGCAGAUGCUGCACUAUUUGUAGCACUUUCAGCUGCCAUUGAUCUUAGCAUGGAUGCUUGUAGACUAUUCUCUCAAAAACUAAGGAAGGAACUUUGUCACGACGAUAAUCAACAUGACAUAAUCUUGUAGGAUUAUCAUAACUCGUACAAGAUCGACAAUUCCUUCCCCAUCACCUCCGAUCCGCAGUGACAACCAAUAUAAUUAAACUCCGGAUCCACGUCGUAAAUUAUUGGUUUGAGCAUAUGAUUUUUCGUUGUGAGGCUUAAAUUAAUAUUUUUCUUUUUGAUUCUUUGGUUGUGUUUUUGUUCGUCUACAAAAUGGGCGGAUUUGGAAGAAUUGAGGGUUGCUGAUGGAGGAAAUAUUUUCUCUUAUUGAUCACAGGUGGUGAUUAAUUAAUUAUAUAUGUAAUCUAAUUAACAAAACUUGUACAGAGAACAAGGAUCAAAUGAAGUUUUUUUUGUUCAUAUAAGAAGUUUUGUAUUCUUUUAAUUUCAAGUGACUGACCGAGCAUAGUUCUUUGUAGCUUAGAUACAUAUUCUUUGUAGCUUGAUUGUUAUUUUAUUCAUUCAUAUGGUUGGUUCAAAA
This is a messenger RNA of Chenopodium quinoa (quinoa), 1994 nucleotides long. RefSeq lists its product as uncharacterized. The transcript has 2 exons. NCBI's taxonomy places the organism in Eukaryota, Viridiplantae, Streptophyta, Magnoliopsida, Caryophyllales, Amaranthaceae. The coding region runs from base 252 to 1538 and encodes 428 amino acids. The record is from RefSeq and is a predicted model, not a curated record.